AUGACUUAUCGUACUACUCUGGAUCUGUUGUUCAAAUUGCAUAGAUACUUUCCAAACUAUGAAUGUGACAUGCAUAAAAAUGUAAUGGCCAUCAUCGGGGGACUUGACUCUGAUAUUUCCUUCUAUAUGGCAAACAUCCUACGUCUUUACAAGGUACCACAGUUCCCAUAUGGCUCAUUUGCACCCAAGGAGAAGGAUGCGACGCUAUUGACUUCCUUUUUUCAUAGGGUUCCCAAUGAAUCCCAUCAGUAUAUGGGGAUUAUCUGGUUGCUUCAGCAUUUUGGAUGGACGUGGGUUGGGGUCUUUGCUGCAGACGAUGAUCGUGGAGACCAUUUUCUACGGGUCCUGGAGCCAUUGCUCUCCAAGAAUAGAAUCUGUUUGGCCUUCACUCAAAACAUCUUAGAUCGGGAAUAUGCAAAUUCUUUUGAUGUUUUCUUCGAUAUACUAUCAAAUUUAUAUGUACCUUUUAUUGAUAGCAAAAUCAAUGCAUUUAUCCUGUAUGGAGAAUCUUUGACUAGUACGGCACUUAACACAUUUCUGUUGGUAGGUGAUCUUAGAUAUAAGGAAAACAUCUCGUUUAGGAAGGUGUGGAUCAUGACAGCCCAGGGUGAUUUUGUUUUGUCAGGCAUUCAAAAGCAAUGGGAUUUUGAAUUCUUCCAUGGUGCCAUUGUCUUCAAAAUUCCCUCAAAUGAGCUUCCAGGAUUCUCCAAAGUUCUUCAGGAUAUAAAACCUUCUGGAGAACAUAAAGAUGGGUUCCUCAAGGAUUUCUGGGAGCAAGCAUUUGACUGCACAUUUUCAAAUGCCUCGGAGUCCAUGGAUGUUCAUGAUGCAUGUACUGGACAAGAGAGGUUGGAGAGCCUACCGGGGCCUCUUUUUGAAAUGCACAUGACCAGCCAAAGCUACACUAUCUAUAAUGCUGUCUAUGCCAUAGGGCAUUCUUUGCAACAGAUAUACUCAUCCAGAUCCAGCCAGAGAUUAAGCAAGGAUUUUAAACAUGUCCAGCCAUGGCAGGGGCUACCCCUGUCUCGGUGUAAUGAUCACUGUAAGCCUGGCUACCGGAAGGAAAAGAAGAAAGGGGAGAAGUUUUGCUGUUACAAUUGUACUCUAUGCCCAGAAGGGAAGAUCACAAACCAAAAGGAUAUGGAAGACUGUAUCAAGUGCUCAGAGGAUCAGUAUCCAAGCACAGAACGUGAUCGGUGUAUACCCAAGAGUUUAAACUUUCUGUCUUAUCAAGAACCUUUAGGAAUCAGUUUGACUGCCAUUGCUCUUUCUUUUUUACUGACCACAUCUUUGAUUCUAGCAAUUUUUAUUAAGCACAAAGAUACCCCCUUAGUUAAGGCCAACAACCGUGAUAUCACCUACUAUCUCCUCAUUUCCCUCUUGCUUUGCUUCCUCUGUUCUUUGCUCUUUAUUGGACAUCCCAGGAAGAUGACCUGUUUCAUCCAACAAUCCGCCUUCAGUAUCAUUUUCUCAGUGGCUGUUUCUUGUGUAUUGGCCAAAACUAUCACGGUGGUUGUAGCUUUCAUGACUGCCAUCCCAGGAUCCAACAUGAGGAAGUGGGUGGGGAAAAGACUGGCCAACACUAUUGUCCUCUCCUGUUUCCAUAUAGAAGCAGCCAUUUGUCUAGUGUGGCUAGUAACCUCCCCUCCAUUCCCAGAUAUUGACACACAAUCCCUGACUAGGGAGAUCAUAGUCCAGUGCAAUGAAGGAUCCAUCAUUCUAUUUUAUAUUUCCUUGGGCUAUAUGGGAAUUCUGUCCAUCAUAAGCUUGACUGUGGCUUUCCUAGCCAGAAAUUUGCCAGACAGCUUCAAUGAAGCCAAGUUCAUCACCUUCAGUAUGUUGGUGUUCUGCAGUGUUUGGUUGUCAUUCAUUCCAACCUAUCUGAGCACCAAAGGGAAAUACAUGGUAGCUGUGGAAGUCUUCUCGAUCUUGGCAUCCAGUGCUGGGUUAUUGACUUGUAUCUUUUUCCCAAAAUGCCAUAUUAUUCUUCUGAGACCUGAGCUGAAUAACAAGCAUCAGAUAAUCAGGAGGAAUAUUUAA
This is a messenger RNA of Heteronotia binoei (common prickly gecko), 2040 nucleotides long. RefSeq names its product vomeronasal type-2 receptor 26-like. Gene Ontology annotation, biological process: G protein-coupled receptor signaling pathway. Bases 1 to 2040 code for a protein of 679 amino acids. NCBI's taxonomy places the organism in Eukaryota, Metazoa, Chordata, Lepidosauria, Squamata, Gekkonidae. The record is from RefSeq and is a predicted model, not a curated record. The transcript is spliced from 4 exons. Gene Ontology annotation, cellular component: membrane. Gene Ontology annotation, molecular function: G protein-coupled receptor activity.